AUGAAUAAUUCGAGUACAACCGUUGAAUUUGCGAACCAAAUUUGGAUGACCUCGCUGUUAGUGAUAUAUGGACUAAUCUGUUUAACCUCGGUGGUAAUGAAUUCGUUGGUCGUGGGGACUUUCUGCAGAUACGAAUGUCUGAACUCCAUCCAUGAUCGCCUUAUUUUCGCGCUGUCCGCCGUCAAUAUGAUCCUCCUGCUCGGGGUGCCUUUCUAUCUGAUGUACUCCAUCGGGUACUCUUCUGUGUUACGAAAUCGAUACUUCUGUCUUCUUAACUAUGUGAUUCUUCAUGGCGGAAUCGGCUGUUCCGUGUUUCUACAGUUAGGAUUGGCAUUAGAUAGGUACCUCUGUAUCGUGUGGCCAUGGAAACAUGCAAAAAUACGUAAGCGCUAUGUAAUUCUGUAUGUUUUAUUUUCGUACAUUUUCGGAUUCGGGGUCAAUCUUUUGCCUGCUCUUGGUUGGAACAGCUGGGCACAUUACCGUGAAUGUGUGUGGAAGAGUUUUCCAUGGGGAUACAGAUUUUUCUUGAGGAUUACUAUGAUUUCCAUUCUCAUUCUUAAUCUGGGAAUUCAUCUGUACGUCCUCCAUGUCGCCAACCAACACGCACGGAAAAUCAGACGACUUAUUAAACGAGUUAGAAGAGAGCAUUCCAGAAGCAGUGGUUGCGAGCACACGGCGGUGACCACCGUUGUACUUCUGGCCGUCAUUUCAUCCAUCUGCUGGUGGCCUUAUUUGAUUGCGUCUUUUGUUCUACCACCUGACAAAAUGACAACCCUUGUAAUUCUACAGAUCUUGUACGCCAUCAUCAUACUUAACUCCGUGACAAGUCCGCUUCUGUUUGUUAUGCGAAAUAGACAUUUCAGAAAUGCUAUGUGCAGACUAUUGAUAUUGGAUCCCAAAUCACACCACUGUGGACAUUAA
This is a messenger RNA of Ostrea edulis (European flat oyster), 921 nucleotides long. RefSeq names its product opsin-1-like. The record is from RefSeq and is a predicted model, not a curated record. The transcript has a single exon. Gene Ontology annotation, biological process: G protein-coupled receptor signaling pathway. NCBI's taxonomy places the organism in Eukaryota, Metazoa, Mollusca, Bivalvia, Ostreida, Ostreidae. Gene Ontology annotation, cellular component: membrane. Gene Ontology annotation, molecular function: G protein-coupled receptor activity. The coding region runs from base 1 to 921 and encodes 306 amino acids.